Diprion similis is the source of this 2451-nucleotide messenger RNA. RefSeq names its product protein spaetzle 5 (gene spz5). Lineage: Eukaryota; Metazoa; Arthropoda; Insecta; Hymenoptera; Diprionidae. The record is from RefSeq and is a predicted model, not a curated record. The transcript has 8 exons. Gene Ontology annotation, biological process: central nervous system formation; regulation of Toll signaling pathway; innate immune response. Gene Ontology annotation, cellular component: extracellular region. The coding region runs from base 839 to 1909 and encodes 356 amino acids. Gene Ontology annotation, molecular function: Toll binding; growth factor activity.
CUCUCGGCUUCCUGGCUUUGGCCCGUUGGCGAAGGGGCUUAGAAGCACGGCUCUUAUACGUUACACGCACAGAAUCAUCUGGGGCACAUCGCGGCAGACCCCGGACAUGGCAACAUAAGCUCGCCGGCAUCGCCGAUCGUGAUUCGCGUAUAUUAUCACCGUCGAUUUCUCGAUUGACAUAUGUACCUACACAUAUCCGUUCGGUUCCUCCCGCUCUUUGGCACGUGGAAAAGGGAAUUCCUAGCUAUACAAACUUACGCGCGUUCCAAAGUCGAGUCUGUGUGUUAUAGGCAUUCGGUCUAGCUCGGUGUCUAGUCGAUCACUUCACUCACGUUCGUUCUCAGUUUUUCUCUCUCUCUUUUUGUCUUUCUUUCUUUCUCUUUGUCUCUCUCUCGUUAAUUAUAAUGGAUGUAUGGUAAUAACGAAGGAAUGUUUAAGUGGUGAAAAAUUGAAGUAAAAGACGAAAAUCAAUUAGUAAACUAUAGCCGGUGAAUUUCUUAACUUUAUUUUCAUCCUUCGGCGUUGAGUUUAAUGUUAUAGUUGCUUAACGGUUGAUUAUAUUAACGGAACGUGCAAUUGAAUACUUAAGUAAUCCUAUAAUUCUAAUCGGAAACCGCAAGCGGCGUACUUCGUUCAAAUCGCUGCAAAUCAUAGACUAACUGUCAAGAUAUGUAACGAAUUAAACAACAAAAAAUAAAUAAAAAAAAAAAAAAAAAAAAAACUUGUUUUCCCGAGUGUUGUGAAGAAGUAAUUAACGAACCGGCUCAAGGUUUAACCGCAUGCGAUCAGUGAGUGUUAGUGUUGUGGGUGUAACUAAUUUAAUCCUCGAACAAUCAAUAUGAUACUGCGACUUACGGGUGUUUUUUUAACGGUCCUCGUGAUUGCCGCGAAUCCUGAACCCUGCUCGGAAUACGGCUGUCCUCACCCUCCUCGACACGAGCCCUUCUUACCAGCUCUUCCUGGGCACACACCAAGAUGCGCAAAACCCGGACAAACUUUCUGCGAAAGACUGGACCACUAUCCCCAACAACUGAUCAGAUACCUAAUCGACAAAUGGAGUUUUGACUACAACACGCUAUUAAUCGACGAAUCUCGGGACGACUUCAACUCCUACAGAACGGAACCGGAAUAUCACGGGGGUUACGACUACCGCCGACCGGAAGUACCUCAGCUGUAUCCACAACCGCUACCGUUCCUUCCAUCGCAAUACCCCUUCGGACCACCCGCACCAAUUUACGGACCUCCAACCAACAAGUCCCAGCAGGGGUACAGCUAUCCAGCACCGUCCAGGUCGCCGAACAACCCGUUCUUGCAGCCGGCUUUAGGGGUUUCGCAUCAUCCGCUUUCUCCGCAUCUUUCGCAGGAUCAUCAUCAUACCCAUCGACAACAAGAAAGUCCGUUUUUGUACUCCCAAGUCCAGGCUCUAGAUCCCCUUGGACAGCCUCAAGGCUGGUGGCCAAACAGGUACACUCGGAGCAACGCGAAGAACGGAGCAUUGAGAAAACGGCCGCGUCGAUCGCCGCGAGUAAAUCCUCUGCUGGAGUUCGCUGCCUCGAAGAAGAGCAGAUCUCGUCGUCAGGCAAACGCCUCGAGCCAAGCGACCCCGCUUUGCGUCACCAAUUCGCAGUUCAUCAUGCCCAAAGCAGCGUUGAACAACCGAGGCAACUGGAUGUACGUGGUGAACCUACAGGAACAGGGAGACAGAUACACGCAGCUGGUCAAAAGCGAGACGUGCGCAUCGGAUACUUGCAACGGCUUGUGUUCGCUACCAACUGGUUACACGAGUAGAUGUCAGCAGCAAUACGUGCAGAAGAGGCUUGUAGCUCUAGAAGGGAGCGGGGACCGUCUUUAUACCGACGUUUUUUGGUUUCCACAUUGUUGCACGUGUCAGAUUACUUUGAACAACUGAUUGUCAGAAAUAAUUCAAUCAAUCAACUACGAUGUCUCGAAAUGUAUAAUAAUAGAAUGCAGAAGAUUAAUGUUCUCGAAGAAAGUUGAUUUUUUUUUUCCGAGGGGACGUCAUUUGCCAUCAAUCAAAUUUCUCCGACUCAAUCUAUUCUCCAGUAAUUUUAAUUUCAAUCCCUUUAUUUCAAAUGCAGUUAGAAAGGAUGUUUCUUUUCAGUUCAUUAUUUAGCUUCCAGUUGCCUGAUUGCCACCAAACCCAGUAGCUUUUACCUACAAUAUUACAUAUUUCUGUACAAUUAUUGUUUUUGAAAAUAUUGCAGUGACUGAUUGAAAUGGGACAUUCUUUACGUAUACGCGAUGGUCGAUACAGUUGAGCGUUUGGCAGAAUUAGAAUAUAAGAACAUAUAAUAAUAAUAAUAAUGUUCCUCAGACACAGCACUGUAGAAUUUCAAAAUGAUAUGCAAAGAUGCAAGGAUUACACGUGCUGCGUCAGAGAACUCAAAGACGGUGAAUCAUUAAUAAUUAAGUAUAAUAAUUUAAAAAUAC